This is a messenger RNA of Mizuhopecten yessoensis (Yesso scallop), 4260 nucleotides long. RefSeq lists its product as uncharacterized. Gene Ontology annotation, cellular component: cell periphery; cell septum. The record is from RefSeq and is a predicted model, not a curated record. Lineage: Eukaryota; Metazoa; Mollusca; Bivalvia; Pectinida; Pectinidae. Gene Ontology annotation, molecular function: chitin synthase activity. Bases 112 to 4260 code for a protein of 1382 amino acids. The transcript has 17 exons.
CGCAGGAGCGUUUCCAAAUCAAGUGGAUACGGAUCCGUGAAUCAGAGGAGUGACACAACAUCACAGUCAAGUCUGCCAGCGGGCAAAGUCAGAUUCUGGGAUACGUUUGAAAUGGAUGGGCCUUCGGACAAACGUAGAGGAAUGAAAAACUACGUCAGAAUAAUACGUGCUCUAAAGCUGUUGGCGUUCAUUGUGUUAAAUCUGUCUUUACUACUGUGUACAGUGAGUCAGAGACUAGCUUUGCUAUCGCUCAUCCCUCCAGGUAAGAGACAUCGAUGUCACCAAAAUGAAGCGUUAUCUCCGGUUGAGAUACUCAGUCGGAGGAUGCUCCUAUGCUGUGGAAUUUGUUUUCCAUACCUGUUCAUAUUUCUUACUGGACUCUGGAGAUUUAACUUUGGAAAGACGAAGCACCCCUCGCUUUUUUUCAUCGUAAAGGUAGUGGUUUUGGAAACAAUACCAACGGUUGGGAUAGCAUUUUUGGUUUAUCGGAUUCUACCUAACCUCGAUCUCAUCGCUGGGACAGCUAUUCUUAACGCAUGCUGCCUGCUUCCCGGUGUAGUAAACCUGAUGUCCUGGUUCAGGGGCAUGGAUAAAGAUCCUGAACAAGAAGCAAUGACAUCGCUACAGAUAUUGAGGUCACGGAUACUGGACGGAUUUGGGUUACUCUUACAAAUUGGGUCAAUACCGUAUAUAGUUCUAGCAGAUGUAUAUACAUACGAUACAACUAUGGAAAAGAUAGGCGUCGUGCUAUGUUUAGCAGCAUGUUCAUGGGUGUGUUGGGAAAACGUUUUUAAAGAUUUUAAAUGUUUGAAUAAAUUUAGAAUCAAAGACAAACAGAGACCAGUUCUUAUGAUGGUAUCAUCACUGAUCAAAAUUAGUGUUAUGUUUGGAAUUGGUAUUUCGGGGUCAUAUUCAGAUUUUGAUAAAUACAUAUACAUCUUACCAAAAGCAUUUGACAAACUUUGGUUUGAUUAUAUGUUAGUAGAUAGGUAUUUUUUAGUUUUUAUCUUCUCGUCUUUCAUCGGAUAUCAUGUUGCAUACACUGCAUGUAAAUUGAAUAUGCAAAUAUUUUCGUUCUCGCUACCAUUAAUGGCAACAACUCCCGUUACACUAAUAGUUCACUACCUCAACUUCCAAAAUAAAGUCCCUAUAGUUGAUCUUAAACGCUUAAACACCUAUUGUGAGUUUCCGUCGAACUGGCAAGUCUGUGCAUCAUUUGCCUGGGUACUGUCCCUAUACUUGAUCGGAAGGCAUAUUUGGACCCCACACCAAGAGCGAAUGGCGAAAUUAGAAGCUUUGUUUGUCGCUCCAAAAUAUUGUGGCGUUCUGUUCGAACAACAGUUGGUACUGAAUAGACGGUCAAAUGAACACAAGAUUAGUAAGAAUCCUAAAAGUGCCAAUGAGCCGAGUAAUAUACCAUUGGACCAAGUUCAAAGUGAAAUACCUUCUUCCAAGCAACCUAAGGAAUCACCGCCAGACAUCUACGCAUGCGCAACAUUAUGGCAUGAGACCCCAAUGGAAAUGACGCAACUGAUGAAAUCUCUUUUUGUGAUGGACAUGGAUUUUACCACCAGAAAAGCAGCCUCCACCAAAGAGCCAUCUAUAGAAACAUAUGAGUUUGAAAGUCACAUCUUGUUUGACGAUGCUUUCGAAAACGACAAAAAAGACAGGAGGGUGCCAAAUAAGUUUGUGAAACAGUUUGUGGAGCUGUUACCGGACGCUGCUAGCGCUGCUCACAAAACCAAAAUAGAAAUUGAUGACCCAGUGAAGAUAGUGACGCCGUACGGGGGGCAGAUUGUGUACCAAUUGCCUGGCAGUUCUCUCCUGUAUAUUCAUCUCAAAGACAAAAAUGUCAUACGUCACAGGAAAAGGUGGUCUCAGGUGAUGUACAUGUACUACCUCCUUGGUUAUCGCAUCGGGCUGAAUGCAGAUAUUUCCACCAAAGAUCAGGGCGACAAAGAAACAGCUCAAUUUAAAUCUGAAAAGGCUCAAAACACGUACAUCCUGGCCCUGGACGGUGACGUGGACUUUGCACCGGACGCCGUACGCAUGCUGCUGGACAAGAUGAGGAAAAACCACAAAGUGGGCGCCUCGUGUGGCAGAAUUUACCCCAUUGGCAAUGGCCCCAUGGUUUGGUAUCAAAAGUUUGAGUAUGCAGUAGCUCACUGGCUUCAAAAAUCUACCGAACACAUCUUAGGGUGUGUCCUGUGCAGCCCAGGAUGUUUCAGCUUGUUCAGGGGAUCUGCACUCAUGGACGAUAAUGUCAUGCGAAAAUACGCCAUACUCCCAUCAGAGGCGAUCCAUCAUCUCAUGUACGACCAGGGUGAAGACCGUUGGCUGUGCACGCUACUUCUGAAACAAGGCUACCGUGUUGACUAUGCCGCAGCCGCAGAUGCCUACACAUAUGCCCCGGAAGGUUUUGAUGAGUUCUUUAACCAGCGGAGAAGAUGGAUGCCCUCCACUAUGGCUAACAUCAUGGACAUGUUACAGGACGCAGAUGCAACUGUGAAGCGGAAUGACAAUAUUAGCCGUCUGUAUGUUUUUUAUCAGGGAACGCUGAUGCUUUCCACGAUGAUCGGACCAGCAACAGUGCUGAUGAUGAUUGCCGGCGCCAUCCUUACCGUGUUCAGUGUUGACCUGUUGCAAUCCUAUCUAAUAUCGUGUUUACCAGCAACAUUUUUCUUCUUCCUUUGCUUCUGGGUUCCGCAGAAGUUUCAGUUAUUUCUGGCAAAACUCCUCAGUGCAUUUUAUAUGCUGAUUAUGACUGUUGUACUUGUGGGAUGCAUAGUGACUGCAGUAGAAGAAAAUCCAUUUCAUCCAAGCGUGAUAUUUCUUGUAGGAUUAGUGUUAAUCUUCGUAUUUACUGGCGUUCUCCAUCCAAUGGAUAUAGGGUGUCUGCUGUUUGGCACACUAUAUUUUAUCGGACUACCAAUGGGAUUCCUGCUCCUGGUCAUUUACUCUCUGUGCAAUCUGCAUGUAGUAUCCUGGGGCACACGUGAGGUCAGCGUUGUCAACAAGUCGAAGAAAGAAUUAGAAGAAGAAGCUGAACAGGUAAGACAGGCUGAGCAGGAAAAGAGUAACUCAUUCUUCGCGCGGUUCUUCCCGAGUGCUCAACUGCGGGAACUAUUUUCAUUUCUCGAUGAAUGGCGUCAGAAAAAGAACAAGGCAGACGAAACAGCCAAACUAGUGAGAGAAUUGAGUUCAAAGUUUGAUGAUUUACUGAAUUCGCUGAACACUAAAACUGAUAGUGCUCGCGCUUCGUCACCAACCACUGGUAAUGUGAACAGUCACAACUAUGGCAAUGAGGAAAACCGAGAUAAUGGGUGUCCAAAGAGUGACGACAAUACCGAGAGCCAUGAUGCCCAACAUAAGCAGAACACCCCAUAUUGGACAAAACUUCAAUGGCUGGAUAGAUAUCAAAAUGAUAUUAUGGCAUUACAUCAACAUGAAGAAGAGUUCUGGAAGGAGUUCAUUGAGAAUGUCGGCGGAGUAGGAUCAGGACCAACUUCCGUGUAUAGGACAAUAAAGUACCUGGCACCGUUAGAUACCAACAUUAAGAUACAGAAGGAAACACAUGAAAAGCUGCUUGACCUACGCAACGGGGUGUGUGGUGGUAUAGCUGUUAUCAAUGUGGUAUGGAUGGCAGUCAACUUCAUGUUUCAGCUCCGUGGUCCUGGGCUGGUGUCCAUUCCUAUUCCAUCACUAUGGGGUGGAGAGGAUCAACGCCUGGAAUACCUCAAAGUUGAUGUACUCGGACUAUCCUUUGUCAUAUUCUUCAUGAUUCUUCUACUCAUACAGUUCUGUGGAAUGAUCAUGCAUCGUUGGGGUACACUGCUACACUUGUUAGCAUUUACUGAAUUAAGGUCGCCGUGGGGCAAAACAACAUUAGAGGAAAACAGGGAGCAAUUCUUAACCAGAUUAAAAGAGAGAUAUGAAGAAAAAAUGCUUAGCAAUAAUGACAACUUCCAAGAUCAUAAUGACAACAUGAGAAAAACAAAACACAAAGAAUUAAAAAAGCUGAUCAGACAUAUUCAGGAAAAGGGGACAAAACCAAUUGCUACACAAAAUGAAAGCAUGCUUCAAUUGGCCGCAGACAUUCACGCACACGGUGAAACUAGACGUUAUACGAGAAGAUUGCAAACCAAACCGGAAGUUGGAACCUUUAAUUAUCACCUUCAAAGGACGAUCACUGGUGUCCGGAAACGGCAACGUCCACAUAUUCCACUUGGCAGUAUAGAUAUACCAGAUGUAGAUUAUUGA